AUGGAAAUGUCUUUGCCAUUGCAAAGCAUCAACCCUAAGGUAGCAAAGAUGGCUCCAAUGCUGCAGAAAGCAAGGCCAAAGCAAAGAGCUCAUAGUUUUAAACUUCGAACCAUUUCCUGCAGAGCUGAUGGAUUACCAAUGCACAAAAAGAAGCCCAACUUUUAUGAGGUACUUUCUCUUGGUUCUGAGAACAACGUAGGCUUGUAUGACAUAAAGAAAGCCUAUAGAAGCAUGGCUCGCAAAUUCCACCCUGAUCUUUGCCCUCCCUCAGCAAAAGAGGAGUCAACAAGAAAAUUCAUUGAGCUUCAAAAGGCUUAUGAAACACUUUCUGACCCGAUUUCACGCGAAAUGUAUGAUUACCAGCUGGGUUUGGCUGGUUCAUCAGCAGGGUUAGGGGUCGAGGGAUUUUGUAUGGAGAUGUCAGACUUGAUUAGACGUGGUAGGUCGAUGACGACUGCACCGAGUUCGGAUCCCCCGGCUCAGUCGGCAUCUGCUGCCACUGCUCCUGCUUUGCUGGACCACGUGGUGGUUGGUCCCGGGGCGCCCCAGGCGCCUGUGUCAUCUGCGUCAUCCGUGGCGCAGCCAGCUAGUGCUAGGCAGCGGCACCGGCCCACCGACACCAUCGACACGACAUCGACCGACGGUACUGGUGCCUCGGGAUCACAGCCAGGUAUAACUACACUUUUGUAUUGUUAA
Prunus persica (peach) is the source of this 696-nucleotide messenger RNA. Its product is annotated as chaperone protein DnaJ. The record is from RefSeq and is a predicted model, not a curated record. Gene Ontology annotation, cellular component: chloroplast. Lineage: Eukaryota; Viridiplantae; Streptophyta; Magnoliopsida; Rosales; Rosaceae. Bases 1 to 696 code for a protein of 231 amino acids. The transcript has 2 exons.